CGCAGACCUGCAAGCGCAGUGCAAAGGAAAAGGGGAAACGGUCAAGCGGAAAUACACACACACUGUCCCUGCAGCGAAUGGCGGUGUCGCUUGUGAUUUCCAGGAAGGCUUCGUCCAGGUCGAGACGUGUCCGACGGAUUGCGUUGGCUCUUGGGAUGUCGCUACUCUCGCGACGCUUCGCAAGAAAUGCAGCGGGGAAGGGGAGACCCUGACGCGAACCUAUACGCAGAGCGUGCCUGCGGUGGACGGCGGCGUCCCUUGCGAUACGGCGCACAACGCGGUCGAGAGCGUUUUGUGUCCGACGGACUGCCAGGGAUCCUGGAAUGUUGUCUCGACGCAGGCGCUGCGGGAGCAGUGCACGGGUGCGGGGGAGCGGUUAAGCCGGGUUUUUACCCGCACCCGUGCGGCGUCAACGGACACCGAACCUCCCGGGGUAGAGUGCGACUACAAAGACG
Molecule: messenger RNA, 455 nt
Organism: Amoebophrya sp. A120
Lineage: Eukaryota; Dinophyceae; Syndiniales; Amoebophryaceae
Source: the annotation of a GenBank genome assembly